CCUUCACCUUCCGUCCAUCGCCGCGCUUCCCACGGACUUUCCUCUCGGUUUUUCACCGUGAGACACACACUGGACCUUGGGGGCUCUCAGGACCGCCAAUUGCUGCCGCUCUUUCCUCCUUUGGUCCCGCGACUCGUCACCUGUGGCUUGGACUUGCUUUUUUGGUCCUGCUCUGCUCUGCUGGCGACCCUUUUCGUAUUCUUAUUCUUGUUCGCCCCUUCUCGUCCAACGUAUUAAAAGGCCAACGCGCCGCCGCAGCCGCCAUGUCGAGAUAUUCGUUACGACAGACGCCUCGGUACGUGGCACAGACUUUUGCACCUCUUGCGCAUUGCAGCCCAGCCUUGACCUUGCUUCCUCUCCUCCCGUUGUCUAACGCCGCCUUAGUAAGAAGGAACUCUUCGACGGCAUGAUCGAGACUCCGACUACGUCGCGACGCUCGUCGCGUCGCCAAUCCUCCUUCCCGCCCGACGUCUCUGACCAGGACAACGACUCCAGCUCGGCCGCCGAGACGUCCAUCCGCUCGCGAUCGAUCCGUCGGCGCACCACGGCCAAGUUUUCCGAGCACCUCGACGAGGAGGACGAGGAGCAGCAGGAGCCUGUGAAGCCGCCGCCCGCCACCAACGGCCACAUCGAGGUGACUCGGGGAGAGAAUGGCUCAGCCAAGGAAAAGUCACAAGUCAAGGCUGGCGUAUCCGUCGACCCCAACGUGGUCGACGGCUGGCGGCCGGGACAGGACCCCAAAAAGGACUACUCUGGCGAGUUCGAGUUCGGCGGCUCCCUGGGCACCGCGUUCCUCAUGUUCUUUUUCCCCGUCCUCAUGUGGUAUAUGUGGAUCGGCGCUACCUACUACGACGGCAAGUUCCCCACGCGAACGCCUGGCCAGACCUGGCCGCAGUUCGCUGCCCAUCUCGUCCACCUCGUCUACACCGGCGCGUUCCCCCACGUCAAGGCCUGGGCCUGGUACUGGUCUUAUCUCAUCUUCCAGGGUGCCUGCUACUGCCUCCUGCCCGGCGUCUGGGGCUGGGGCAAGCCUCUGCCGCAUGCGAACGGCAAGCAGCUCAAAUACUACUGCAAUGCCUACGUCAGUCUCUACUUCACUCUCGCCAUCCUUGCCGUCCUGCACUUCACCGGCAUCUGGAAGCUGUACAGUGCCCUUGACGAGUUCGGCCCUCUUUUGUCCGUUGCCAUCCUGAGCGGCUUCCUCGUCAGCAUCGUCGCCUAUGUCUCCGCCAUCUACAGGGGCAAGCAGCACCGCAUGACCGGCCACGUCAUCUAUGACUUCUUCAUGGGCGCCGAGCUUAACCCUCGCAUGUUUGGCAUCCUCGACUUCAAGAUGUUCUUCGAGGUUCGCAUGCCCUGGUACUUCUUGCUCAUACUGAGUUUGGGUGCCGCCGCUCGACAGUAUGAGCGCUACGGCUACGUUUCUGGCGAGGUCUGGUUCCUCGUCAUGGCCCACUACCUGUAUGCCAAUGCCUGCGCCAAGGGUGAGGAGCUCAUAAUCACCACCUGGGACAUGUACUACGAGAAGUGGGGUUUCAUGCUCAUCUUCUGGAAUCUGGCUGGCGUUCCCCUGUCGUACUGCCACUGCACCAUCUACCUUGCCAACCACCACCCAUCCGAGUACCACUGGAACCGAUUCGCGUUGGCUCUCAUUUUUGCUGCCUACCUCUUCUGGUACUGGGUCUGGGACAGCUGCAACAGCCAGAAGAACCGCUUCCGCGCCAUGGAGAAGGGCAAGCUCGUCUUCCGCAAGAGCUUCCCUCAGGUCCCCUGGCAGACUCUGCACAACCCCAAGACGAUCGAGACGCCACAGGGCACCAUUCUCGUCGACGGCUGGUACGGUCUGGCCCGCAAGAUCCACUACACGGCUGACACGUGGUUCGCCAUCUCGUGGGGCCUGAUUACCGGUUUUAAGAGCCCUUUCCCAUGGUUCUACCCGCUCUUUUUCGUUUGCAUGAUUGCUCACCGAGCGAGCCGCGACAUCACCCGCUGCCGUACCAAGUACGGCGAAGCCUGGCGCGAAUACGAGCGGCGCGUCCCCUACCUGUUCAUCCCCUACGUCAUCUAAAGGAUGCACGGGUAAGCCCACAUAUCCAUCCUGUUCGUAUCCGCAGGAAGGAAUCUCGUCUUCUUAGGUACAUAUUUAUACUGCCUUGCGGGCAGUGGAGAAAGACUGUCACACAUUUCAAUGCUUCGAAGAGGUGGUGGUAUAAAGACGGUGGGGGGGGUGUCACGAAACGAAAAUACGCCCCGGACUGCAGGGGGCCAGCCAUUCUUAAUGUCUCUUGGAUGAGAGGAGAUGCUCUAAUGCUCCUCGCUACGUGUAAUGGGAAUAUAAUUAUUUCGGAUGUUUCUUCUGAGGACCCUUGAUAAACUCGUUGACUUGACGUUGAGUCUUGACAGGAGAGCCCGUCGCGCUACCUAAUCUUAGGCAACGGCAUUGCGUUGCAGUCCUGGG
Messenger RNA from Purpureocillium takamizusanense, 2458 nucleotides. It is a transcript of the gene ERG4, whose product is annotated as Delta(24(24(1)))-sterol reductase. Lineage: Eukaryota; Fungi; Ascomycota; Sordariomycetes; Hypocreales; Ophiocordycipitaceae. Gene Ontology annotation, cellular component: endoplasmic reticulum membrane. The record is from RefSeq and is a predicted model, not a curated record. Gene Ontology annotation, biological process: ergosterol biosynthetic process. The coding region runs from base 407 to 2068 and encodes 553 amino acids. The transcript has 4 exons. Gene Ontology annotation, molecular function: Delta24(24-1) sterol reductase activity.